This is a messenger RNA of Ricinus communis (castor bean), 1695 nucleotides long. Its product is annotated as WAT1-related protein At3g28050. Gene Ontology annotation, molecular function: transmembrane transporter activity. Bases 80 to 1339 code for a protein of 419 amino acids. Lineage: Eukaryota; Viridiplantae; Streptophyta; Magnoliopsida; Malpighiales; Euphorbiaceae. The record is from RefSeq and is a predicted model, not a curated record. Gene Ontology annotation, cellular component: plasma membrane. The transcript is spliced from 7 exons.
UCAUCACCACCCCAAAACUUGCACUCUCUCUUUUUCUUGCUAGAAAAGGGAACCAAAGUGACCAAUAAUCAUACCACAUAUGACUAGAGAAGACAUUAUAGAGAGAAGAAACCAAAACAGUUGCUGUAUUGCCAAGUCAUCUCUCACAACUAGCCCUCUACGUUGGGAUCUCAGAAGUUUUCUUGAUGAGUGUUUGUGUUUGAGAGAUAGAAGAAAAAGAAAGAAAGAGAGUACUAAUAAUAAGAAGAAGAAGAAGCAGAAGAUGGCAGGAGGAAGAUACUGGUACGAAGAUGUGUUGCCAUUUACAACUUUGGUAACAAUGGAAUGUGUAAAUGUUGGGCUGAACACACUUUACAAAGCAGCUACUUUGGAAGGAAUGAAUUACCAUGUUUUUAUUGUUUAUGCUUAUGCUAUUGCUGCUCUUGUUCUCCUUCCUGCUCCUUUCAUCUCCUCCAGAUCAAGAAUGCUUCCUCCACUAAGCUUCUCUAUACUGUGUAAAAUUGGUCUUCUUGGGGUAAUUGGGAGCUCAUCUCAGAUAUUGGGAUACACAGGGAUUAAUUAUAGUUCUCCAACUCUUUCUUCAGCCAUCAGUAACCUUACACCAGCUUUCACUUUCAUCCUUGCUAUCAUUUUCAGGAUGGAAAGGGUAUCUCUGAGAAAAAGAAGUAGCCAGGCCAAAGUCUUGGGCACCAUUGUGUCAAUAGCUGGUGCAUUUGUAGUCACUCUCUACAAAGGCCCUCUAAUAUUUAUAGCUUCAUCUCCAUUUAUUGCACUUGAUCAACCUCCUCGCUCAUCCAAUCCAAAUUGGAUUCUUGGCGGCAUUUUUCUCACAGCUGAAUACAUACUAGUUCCAUUAUGGUACAUUGUUCAGACACAAAUAAUGAAGGAGUACCCUGCAGAGAUGACAGUAGUCUUCUUUUACAAUUUAACUGUCAGCUUCAUAGCAGCAGUCGUGGCUCUAAUCUCUGAAGGACCUUCAAGUGCUUGGGUAGUGCGGCCGGGUAUAGCGCUAGCCUCCAUUGUUUGUUCGGGACUAUUCGGAUCAUGCUUAAACAAUACUGUUCAUACGUGGGCCCUGCAUUUGAAGGGACCUGUCUUUGUAGCAAUGUUCAAGCCAUUGUCAAUAGCCAUUGCUGUUGCAAUGGGUGUCAUGUUCCUUGGUGAUGCUCUACAUCUUGGAAGUCUCAUUGGAGCAACGAUAAUAUCUAUCGGGUUUUAUACUGUAAUGUGGGGAAAAGCCAAGGAAGAGGUUAUUGAAGAUUAUGGUGGUAGUAGUCUGCAAUCUCCAUCGGCCCAGAAAGUGCCUCUGUUGCAAAGCUACAAAGAUGAACUAGUGUAGGGCGAAAACGUGCAGAGAUAAGUGGAUAGCAAAUGCAAAUUGCUUUAUCUUGCAAAACGAGGAUGCUUCUGCAGUUUAAACGCCAAUUGUAGGAGUUGCAAGGGUCAGAAUCUAUUGGAAACGUCUCUUUGUUAAUGUUGAAUCUUCUACUAGUACACUAGCACAAAUUGUACAAAAUGCUAGACCCAGUAAGUUAAUAUUGGAUACAGAUAGCAACUGUAUACAGCAAAUCUCCCUCACAAGCAUGUAUUCUUCUUUCAGACUCCAGUACAUGGUAGACUGGACUUCUGAUGUUGUAGCAAGACAUUGACCUGGUGUUUUAAUCUUAUCAGCUGUCGACGUACUAUAGUUGAGAA